Dreissena polymorpha is the source of this 450-nucleotide messenger RNA. Its product is annotated as U-scoloptoxin(16)-Sm4a-like. NCBI's taxonomy places the organism in Eukaryota, Metazoa, Mollusca, Bivalvia, Myida, Dreissenidae. The transcript has 3 exons. The record is from RefSeq and is a predicted model, not a curated record. Bases 7 to 375 code for a protein of 122 amino acids.
CUAUAUAUGUGCACAGUGUGUCUGAGUGAAGUCACAACACAUCAUUUGAGAGAUUCAUACCAUCAUAUACAGUUGCGUCUAAAAUUUGCUAGUAUGUCGACUCUGCGAGUGUUUGCCCUGGCCUUUGCGUGCGCCGUCUCGUGCGUUGAUGGAGACUUUACCCUUACAGGUGUCUGUCCUGAUGGCCGGCAGGCAGGAGAGCGCUGGGUGCCCAAAGAAGACCCAUGUUCGGAGUGCUCCUGUAACCACCUAGGCUGGGGCUGUGAUAGCUGCCCAAUUCUGACACCAAUCAUUGGCUGCUAUCCAGUGCAAGCCGCUGUCCUGCCCUACCCAGAGUGCUGCCCUAGACUCGUGUGUCCACCCUUCCAGCCCUAGGUCACAUCCAGCGACCCCUUUAUGAAAUGAUGUUCACUUGUUGGUUGUGUAUCUGCAUUAAAUGCCAAGGAGUAA